Molecule: messenger RNA, 2145 nt
Organism: Adineta ricciae
Lineage: Eukaryota; Metazoa; Rotifera; Eurotatoria; Adinetida; Adinetidae
Source: the annotation of a GenBank genome assembly
AUGUGCCACGACGAAAAAAACCCAAACGUGCGUGUUCAAGCCAGGCGCUGUGCUUCACUGCCACAAAAAUUUGGUUUUCCAACUCCUUCUGGUGUGUUAAAUCCGUUUAUUUAUCUUUUUUCAGGUUUCUUUGGUAAUAUGGAUAUGUUAGAUCAGAUUAAAAAAACGUUUAGUGAAAGACGAAAAAAAGGUGAUGAAAGCAAGCAAGGACCAUUGAAAGGGACUCACGAUGGCAAACGGAGGAGUUCAACAGCGGCCGGACCAUUUGGCAAAUCUCGGUUGCAGUCAUCAGGAUCACAAAGAUCCAACAGAUCUGGCUUAAAACGCAUGAAGCUUUGGAUUUUAAAAAAAUGUUGUACAUCUGUAUCAUUAGAAGAAUCAGACGAAACCAUUGAGUUAUCAAUUAUUCCUCGCUUGACACCAUCUGUUCCAGUACAAGUAUCUUCUAUAACUACGACCGUGCUACCAAUCGCUAGUGAUCAAGCAUUCAAAGGAUCAAUGAUUACGACCAGAUUUCGUUCAAGUUCUACAUUGCGAUAUGAUUGGUGUAAUUCAUUUACAUCAAUUGCUGCUCCAUUAGCCUCUUCUGAAACAAUUAAUAUCGAUCGCAGUAUAAGAGACCUUGCAGCAUCAUCGCCAUUUCAAACUACAAUGAAAAAUGCUUUAUACACUCCUCAAAGAAUGCACAAGAAGUCUCGAUCUCAGUCUAACACAAAUGUGAAAGCUGAACAUGGCGCAUCGACGAUAACGUCUCAUAGUCAAAUGAUACCGCAAUCAACUCAUUCGCCUAGCAGGCCAAUUCCAAAACCUCGUUCGCGAAAUCUUACUUGCUCGUCAACCUUAAUCAAUAAGAUCAACAGCGAUGAGACGAGCAAAGCAAGUUUAAGCGAUAUUCCUCGUUUGUCAUACAAACGAAUGAAAACUACUAAUGUAUCAUCUGAAAACAAUCAUGCUCGUUGUAGAUCUCAGGAAGAGAUUGUCGCGGAUUCAACUCCAGAGUUCUUAGAUCUCACCGUGAUGCCGAUUUGUUGUGAAAAGAAAACCAUAGAACACACCACUGAAAGAAAGCAAAAUGACGGAAAAGCUACUUUUUCUUCUCUGAAAUCAACCUCUUCUGAAGGCAUAUUUUUCCAACCGACUGAGGUUCAACGCGGGUACUGUGGUUUACAGAACAUUGGAAAUACCUGUUACAUGAGCAGCGCACUUCAGUGUUUGAGCAAUGUUCCUGAUUUAACCGAAUACAUUUUGAAAAAUGGUCUGGCUAGCAUUAUUAAUACUACUAAUGACUUUGGCACACAGGGAAAACUGGCAAUGGCCUAUAACGACUUAAUUAAAGAAAUGUGGUCUGGCAAAAAUAAGGUUACCCAAGGAAAUAUUGUCAAACGAUAUGUAAGCGAAUUAUCGCCGCGAUUUGCUGGUUAUAGUCAGCAAGAUUCACACGAAUUUCUCAACGUGUUAUUAGGUAUUCUUCACGAAGAUUUGAAAGAAGAAUCCGAAACAAUUGACUAUGAAAAAUCUCUUAUUGCGGAUAUUUUUCACGGAAAGUUACGAUCAACCGUUACAUGCACAUGUGGAGAACCCGUAGUAACGUUUGAUUCAACCAGUUUUCUUGCUUUGCCAAUCCCCGAUAUACCAACGAAAUGUCCUCUUCAGAAUUAUCCGAGCAACUCUAAGAAACGGACAGCAACUCUGAUUGAUUGUUUAAAUGCAUUUUUCAAGACAGAGAAACUCAGCGAAAAUGGGCAAUGGUUUUGUAAUAAAUGUGAACGUUUGAUGAAUGCCGAGCGACAACUCGAUUUAUGGACGCCACCUAAAGUACUCAUUUUACAACUCAAACGAUUUACAUAUGAUAUUUCAGACAACACAAAAAUUCAAACUCUUGUUGAGUUCCCCGUGAAUACUCCACUUGAUCUUAGAUCGUUUAUUAGUGAUCCCAACUAUAAAGAUAACACUCUUUACGAUCUAGUGGCAAUUUCCAGUCAUACUGGUAGCCUCACUGGAGGACAUUACACUGCUUAUGCGAGAAAUUUUUUAACAAAAAAAUGGGUCCAUUUCGACGAUGCAGCUAUCACUGAAGCAGAUGAGAAGUUGCUUCAGUCACCAAAUGCUUAUAUUCUUAUUUACCGUCGACAGGAACCAAACUGA